AUGCUGGUGAUCCUGCUGAACUGCGUCACGCUGGGCAUGUACAGGCCGUGCAUCGACGACCCCUGCACUACCAACCGCUGCAAGAUACUGCAGAUAUUCGACGAUUUUAUAUUCGCCUUCUUCGCACUGGAGAUGUCUGUGAAGAUGAUUGCGAUGGGGGCCUAUGGGAAGGGGACGUACCUCGCCGAUACCUGGAACUGGCUGGACUUUUUCAUCGUCAUCGCUGGGGCACUGGAGUACUGCCUGAACGUGGAGAACAUGAACCUGUCCGCCAUCCGGACCAUCCGCGUGCUGCGACCUCUGCGCGCUAUCAACAGGAUACCAAGCAUGCGCAUCCUGGUGAUGCUGCUGCUGGACACGCUGCCGAUGUUGGGGAACGUGCUGCUGCUGUGCUUCUUCGUCUUCUUCAUCUUCGGCAUCGUGGGCGUGCAGCUGUGGCAGGGCAUCCUGCGCCAGCGCUGCUUCCCCAAGACCCCGCCGAACGUCACGCUGCCCAAGUGA
Molecule: messenger RNA, 501 nt
Organism: Schistocerca cancellata (South American locust)
Lineage: Eukaryota; Metazoa; Arthropoda; Insecta; Orthoptera; Acrididae
Product: voltage-dependent T-type calcium channel subunit alpha-1G-like
Exons: 4
Coding region: 1-501 (166 amino acids)
Biological process (GO): neuronal action potential; calcium ion import; membrane depolarization during action potential
Cellular component (GO): plasma membrane; neuron projection; voltage-gated sodium channel complex
Molecular function (GO): voltage-gated sodium channel activity; low voltage-gated calcium channel activity
Source: RefSeq, a predicted model, not a curated record